Messenger RNA from Solenopsis invicta (red fire ant), 837 nucleotides. RefSeq lists its product as uncharacterized. The transcript is spliced from 3 exons. The coding region runs from base 1 to 837 and encodes 278 amino acids. Gene Ontology annotation, biological process: DNA integration; DNA transposition. NCBI's taxonomy places the organism in Eukaryota, Metazoa, Arthropoda, Insecta, Hymenoptera, Formicidae. The record is from RefSeq and is a predicted model, not a curated record. Gene Ontology annotation, molecular function: DNA binding.
AUGCCACGAGGAAAGCCAAUCGGUAUUGAAACACGAUCCAGGAUUGUUACCCUUUACGAAGAAGGCUAUUCUAUCCGGCAAAUCAGUCAAAAAGUUAGAAUUCCAAAGUCAACGGUUACAGAUACUAUUCAUCAUUUUGAAUAUAUAGGAAGUUUAGAGGAUCACAAUCGCCCAGGACCAUCGAGAAGCACUUCUCAUGCUGAAGAUCAACAUAUUAAGUUAAUAAGCAAACGCAAUCGCAAGUUAACAGCACCAGAAAUAGCUGCUGAAUUCAAUCGCGGACAUGAUAAAGGACUUUCUGUAAGCACUGUAAAACGCCGAUUACAAGAAGCUGGCUUACACGGACGCGUUGCUGUGCGAAAACCCCUUUUGCGAAGAGGCACAGGAGAUUUAGUUAAGAUUGAUGGAAUUAUGAGAAAAGAGCAGAAUCGUAAUAUUCUUGAGCAACAUGCAGUUCCAUCAGGAGUAAGAUUAAUUGGUAACAAUUUCAUUUUUAUGCACGACAAUGACCCAAAGCAUACAUCAGGAUUGUGCACAAAUUAUCUAGAAGGUCUUCAACGAGAUAACAUUUUGACGUUAAUGUCAUGGCCUCCUCAAAGUCCUGAUCUAAACCCUAUAGAACUUUUGUGGGACGAACUUGAUCGGCGAGCCGAAGGAAAUAAUGCAGCUGAAAUUCAUAGAAAAAUGUGCCGUGUGUACGGUAAUGAAUUCAUGAGUGACGGCGUGGUGCGUGAUUGGUGUAGGAAAUUUCGAGAAGAACGUACCGACAUUCACGACGAGGCCGACAGAGGAAGAAAAUCUGUGAUAACUGAAACCAUCGUUCAGCAAGUGGAUUAA